UACCGCUGUGACGAAGUCAGCCUGAGUGUCCACUGUGGCCCUUCCCGUUGGCGCCGUGCGCUCUAGACUUUUCUAUUCGCAGUCUAACUUCCUGCGUGAGCUUGAAGGAUCGGGACGCGGCUGUUGGACCAAAACAAGGCUGGAGGUGAAUGUUCGCGUUCUAAUUUACAAUUUUAAGAACUUUUCUGUGUGUGUUCCUUCGUUUGGAAGUGAUUCUAAUCGACGACUUCGUUUUGUCAAAAUGUCAGUGUCACUAAAAACUCUUAGUUUGAUGGAUGCAAAUAAGCUAAGCCGCUGGCUCAUAGCUAGCUAACCCAGCCACCUUCAGCUAACGCUAGCAUUAGCAUGUAGGUUUUGACCGAGAAACCUCGUUACUUUUUAAAAACCCACGGAAACGUCAGGUUUUCUGAAGUUUGGAGUAAAACUGUCUGCAUGCAAUGUUGGGGAACUGUAACGGAUAUCCUGGUCGAAUGGAGACCGUGGAAGCUGCAGACGGCCGCGAAAACGCUUCUUCUUCUGCCAGAAAGAGCGGACAAACGUCGUUGCUGGACAGCGGAGAAGACUUCGAGGUUGUGGAUGAAGAGGACUUUGAUGAGGAGCCUCCUCCUUUAGAAGAUGCGGGAGGUGGGAUGGAGAAAAGUUCAGAUGAGACGGCGAAGAGGUCUCCACAUGAAGAACCAGAGGCUCCGGCUCAGCUGGAUGAGUGGUUGGAUGUGUUGGGAAAUGGCCAGCUGAAGAAAAAAGUCACGGCGCCCGGGAAGGGACGAGCCAGUCGGCCUCAGAAGGGUCAGAACGUACGGAUCCACCUUAAAGCUAGCCUGAUCGAUGGGACUCUGGUGGAGGAGCAACCUAACUUCUCCUUCACUUUGGGAGAUUGUGAUGUUAUCCAGGCUCUGGAUCUGACGGUCCAGCUUAUGGAAAUGGGAGAAAAGGCUCUGAUCCAGUCAGAUCCUAAAUAUGCAUAUGGAGACAGAGGAAGUCUUGAACCUCGUGUUCCUCCAAACGCUCAGCUGUCCUUGGAAGUGGAACUCCUGGAGGCCACUGAUGCCCCCGAUGUGGAGCUGCUGCCCCCCGCAGAAAAGAUUGCCCUCGCCAGUCGUAAACGAGAGAGGGGCAACGUCCAUUACCAGCGUGGAGACUAUGCGUUUGCAGUCAACUCCUACAGCAUCGCCCUGCAGAUAGCAGAGUCCAGUUCCAAAGUGGACAUCCGGCCGGAGGAGGAGGACGAGCUGCUGGAUGUGAGAGUGAAGUGUCUGAACAACAUGGCCGCCUCUCAGCUGAAGCUGGACCAUUACGAUGCUGCUCUGAAGUCUUGCGUUUCAGCUCUUGAGCAUCAGCCAGACAACAUAAAGGCACUUUUUCGCAUGGGCAAGGUUCUCUCUUUGAAAGGUGAAUACACAGAAGCUAUUCAGACCCUGAGGAAAGCACUGAAGCUGGAUCCCAGCAACAAGACCAUCCAUGCAGAGCUCUCCAAACUGGUGAAGAAACACUCGGAGCAGAGAGGAGCAGAGCAGGCCAUGUACAAGAAGAUGCUGGGAAACCCCUCCUCCCCCGGCUCCGUGCCGAAGCCUCAGGCCAAGUCUUCAUGGGGUCUCAGCUGGAAGUGGCUCUUUGGCGCCACCGCUGUAGCCAUCGGCGGCGUGGCGUUGUCUGUCGUCAUAGCGGCCAGAAACUGAGCUCCCUCAGUGGACAGAGAGUGACGACUCCGAGCUACGAGGGAGAAGGAAACGGAUGGAGCUUCUGGUCGGAGAGGAUGGCGUUUCAGCCAAAUCAGUCGCUUUUCUUCGCUAUGUCCGAGAACUCUGCAUGAUUUCAAACGACUUGCGGUAAUUACAGAUGUUGGAAUAUUUGCAGCUGUAGUUUUGGAGGUUUGUGGACACCUGAGAGACGAUGUUCCUGCGUUGCCAUGGUUUCUCUGCUCCUGAAGGUUAGCAAUUCGCACUGCAGGAGCUGUUCAAAAAAUACCAAAGCAGCAGCUGUGAUGUUUGAUGUUCCUUAGCUUCUAAAACUAUUUAUGUGAGAGAGGACGGUGUAUUUAUUCUGUGAAAUGAUUCCCAUUGGAGGGCCAGGGUCAUGUGACCUCUGAACUCACCAUCUCUGCCCCUUUUCUACCUAAGCUAGACCUGCAUGCACUGGUGACCAAAACAAACAUACCCAUUCACAACAGCAGGACUGCUGUGCUCAGGUACCGGAAAUGGAACUCGGUAACCACUUAUGACCUGUGUUUAGCUGUGGAGUAGAGUCCAUCACCUCGGGGGGUUUGAUUCUGAUGAGACCAAAUGUUGAAAGUAGAAAUGAAUGUUAAAUUUCAAGUCUGUGUCCAUAUUUUUCUGGAAAUAAAUCAAAUGUUUUCUGUUAUUCUCUGAUCUUUGAAAAUUGUAGUCAUGAUUUUAAAAUGCAAAUAAACAAAAAUAAAGGUUUGAUUAAAAAAUCCUGGCUAACUUAGAAGAAAACAGAACCGACAUCAACAACCAGAACUUCCGUCUGCUCUGCUGGAUUCUUCUCUGUGAGGUCUGGGUUUAAGGACAGAUGUUGGACCAGAACACAUUCCCAGCUCAUCUUUAAAACAAGGAGUACAGUCUAUCCAUGCAAGGAACUACUAAAUGUACGUCUUGGUUUUCAAGAAAAUAAAUUCUUUCUGCAAU
Molecule: messenger RNA, 2645 nt
Organism: Oryzias latipes (Japanese medaka)
Lineage: Eukaryota; Metazoa; Chordata; Actinopteri; Beloniformes; Adrianichthyidae
Gene: fkbp8
Product: FKBP prolyl isomerase 8
Biological process (GO): protein folding; negative regulation of apoptotic process
Cellular component (GO): membrane; cytosol; endomembrane system
Molecular function (GO): protein folding chaperone; protein binding; peptidyl-prolyl cis-trans isomerase activity
Source: RefSeq, a predicted model, not a curated record